This is a messenger RNA of Camellia sinensis, 2548 nucleotides long. Its product is annotated as BRASSINOSTEROID INSENSITIVE 1-associated receptor kinase 1. NCBI's taxonomy places the organism in Eukaryota, Viridiplantae, Streptophyta, Magnoliopsida, Ericales, Theaceae. Gene Ontology annotation, biological process: protein phosphorylation. The record is from RefSeq and is a predicted model, not a curated record. Gene Ontology annotation, molecular function: ATP binding; protein binding; protein kinase activity.
GUUGUGUGAAAGAAUACCAGUCGAGUUGAGACAGAGACACAGAGAAAGAGAGCGAACCUUUGACUCAGCACCCCCAACCCACGACUACUCCACCUCCCCUCCCUCCUCUCCAUAUCUCUCUCUCUCUCCGGCAUUCUGACCUCAUUAAUUUUCUCGGGAAAGUGAUAGAAAAUUCCAACAACUAUCUUCUAUUCGAAGUCAGCUCGGGUCUUUUCUCAUAAUCUCCCUCCACGACGACGACUUCCAGCUUUCUCCCGUUUAAUGAGCUCCGCUGUUACAGAAUUAGGGUUUUUUUUUUUUAACAUAUAUAUUUUUUUUAUAGUUUUGUUCAACGGAGUGUUCGAUUUCGUAGUGCUUAGUUGAGUGAAGAGUUGAUGAGGAAUCUAGGUUUUUAGCUUCUUCUCAUGGAUCGAGCUGUCUCUGCGAUCUCGGCCUCGGCUCUUCUUUGCCUUUUUCUGGUGAUUUCUCGGUUACUACAUGUCUCUGGUAAUGCCGAAGGCGAUGCCUUGAAUGCGCUGAAGACCAACUUAGCUGAUCCUAACAAUGUUCUGCAAAGUUGGGAUGCUACACUUGUCAAUCCCUGCACAUGGUUGCACGUUACGUGCAACAGUGAUAACAGUGUUACAAGAGUUGAUCUUGGAAAUGCAAACUUAUCUGGUCAACUGGUUUCACAACUUGGGCAGCUUCCAAAUUUGCAGUACUUGGAGCUUUAUAGUAACAACAUAAGUGGAAAAGUUCCCAAUGAGCUUGGGAAUUUAACAAAUUUGGUGAGCUUGGAUCUUUACCUGAACAAUUUGAAUGGUCCCAUCCCGGACACAUUGGGCAGGCUUCAGAAAUUGCGUUUCCUGCGGCUCAACAACAACAGUCUGACUGAUAAAAUUCCCAUGUCGUUGACUACUAUCACAUCACUUCAAGUCCUUGAUCUGUCAAACAACCGUUUAACUGGAAUAAUCCCAGUUAAUGGCUCCUUUUCACUAUUUACUGCCCUCAGUUUUGCUAAUAAUUUGUUGCAAACUCCCCCGGCUUCUCCACCACCUCCACUUCCACCAACCCCGUCUGCUUCUUCAGGAAAUAGUGCCACCGGAGCCAUUGCUGGAGGGGUUGCUGCUGGUGCUGCCCUGCUGUUUGCUGCCCCUGCAAUCGCACUUGCUUAUUGGCGACGAAGAAAACCAGAGGAUCAUUUCUUUGACGUACCUGCUGAAGAGGAUCCAGAGGUUCAUCUAGGACAGCUCAAGAGGUUUUCCCUGCGUGAACUACAAGUUGCAACAGACAAUUUUAGCAAUAGAAAUAUUCUAGGAAGAGGUGGAUUUGGUAAGGUCUACAAAGGACGCUUGGCUGACGGCUCUCUUGUGGCUGUAAAAAGACUAAAAGAGGAGCGUACUCAAGGUGGGGAGCUACAGUUCCAAACAGAAGUAGAAAUGAUCAGUAUGGCUGUUCAUCGAAAUCUACUACGUUUACGUGGAUUUUGCAUGACGCCCACGGAACGGUUGCUUGUCUAUCCCUACAUGGCCAAUGGAAGUGUUGCAUCAUGUUUAAGAGACCGACCUGAAACACAAGUCCCACUUGAUUGGCCAAUAAGGAAGCGAAUUGCAUUGGGAUCCGCAAGAGGCCUUGCAUAUUUGCAUGAUCAUUGUGACCCAAAGAUCAUUCAUCGUGAUGUCAAAGCUGCAAAUAUAUUAUUGGAUGAGGAGUUUGAAGCAGUUGUUGGAGACUUUGGGUUGGCUAAACUUAUGGAUUACAAGGAUACCCAUGUUACCACUGCUGUACGGGGCACAAUUGGGCAUAUUGCCCCUGAGUACCUCUCCACCGGAAAAUCUUCAGAGAAAACGGAUGUUUUUGGGUAUGGGGUCAUGCUUCUGGAGCUCAUCACUGGACAGAGGGCUUUUGAUCUUGCUCGGCUUGCCAACGAUGAUGAUGUCAUGUUGCUAGAUUGGGUAAAAGGACUUCUGAAAGAAAAGAAGUUGGAAAUGCUAGUUGACGAAGAUAUGCAUGGUAAUUACAUCAAUGAAGAGGUAGAACAACUAAUCCAGGUGGCAUUGCUCUGCACACAAGGCGCCCCAUUGGAACGCCCCAAAAUGUCGGAUGUUGUCAGAAUGCUCGAAGGUGACGGAUUAGCUGAGAGGUGGGAAGAAUGGCAGAAGGAGGAGAUAUUCCGCCAAGAAUAUAACCAUACCCGACAACCAAAUGCUGAUUGGAUCAUCGCGGACUCCACUUCCAAUCUCCGCCCAGAUGAAUUGUCCGGUCCCAGAUGACCCUUUUGUUGUCAAAUGCGAUAUUUUCAUCUUUGUGCAUAUGAUUUUCUUCUAUUUUCUUUUUUUUUUCUUUUUUCAAAGUCAAGUUUGUAUCAUGUUCGGAGUUUUGAUGAUGAUAUGUCGUCGUGUCUAUAAGGUCGCCGGUACAUGGCAUUAUGAAUUUUCAGGUGCAAGAAAAAAAUCAUGGCUUGAAAGGGCCGUGGAGGCACCAGUUGUACGUUUAUGUUUAUGUAUCCAAAAACAAAUUACACUAAUAAAUAAAUAAAUACAUUCUUUUGUCCAGAGGCAAAUCGCAA